Messenger RNA from Cavenderia fasciculata, 2043 nucleotides. RefSeq names its product Glycolate oxidase subunit D-like protein. Gene Ontology annotation, biological process: lactate catabolic process. Bases 1 to 2043 code for a protein of 680 amino acids. Gene Ontology annotation, molecular function: D-lactate dehydrogenase (NAD+) activity; D-lactate dehydrogenase (cytochrome) activity; FAD binding. Gene Ontology annotation, cellular component: mitochondrion. The transcript has 5 exons. NCBI's taxonomy places the organism in Eukaryota, Evosea, Eumycetozoa, Acytosteliales, Cavenderiaceae. The record is from RefSeq and is a predicted model, not a curated record.
AUGUUUAAAUACACUUUUUCCAUUAUUUUCCUUAUCGCCAUAUUUUUUACUAUCGCUCAAUCACUAGCAACCACUCCAACUGGAUUCACUACUUUAACAACUCUUGCCCAAACCGAAGAUGUUUUGUAUGAUAGUGAUCCUGAUACCCUUAUUGUUUUCUAUUUUAUCACUCAAAUUUGUGCAACUGGUCCAACAUGGAAAUCGGAUCUUGGCACCUUGAAAACAUUGUACCCAACUGUUAACUUUUAUGAACUUUCUGUAGACUUGUAUCCAGCUGUCACUGAUCAUAUUGCAACAAUGACCUAUGGAGUAGUUCCAUCUUUGAAGGGAUUCAAAUUUUGGAAUGAAACUCAAGACUAUCUCUUUUUAAGAGCAGGUCAGAAUUUCAAUUCUCUCAAGAAUGAUAUUAAUCUACACAAAAGAGGACUCUUUUCUUCUUCAUCAUCAUUAUCAUAUGUUAAAUUAAACGAAAAGAACAAGAAGAAUCAAUAUAGUUAUGAAAAUGGUUAUCAAUAUUCAUCAUCUUCUUCAUCUUCAUCGACAUCAACAAAUAAUAAUAGAUUAAUAUGGACGACAGUUGCUUCUCUAUUCACUCUUGGUUGUGCAGCUACAACCUCUACAAUAUUAUUAUUAGAAGAUAAUAACCCACAUCAUAAUACAAAGGAAUCUAGACUACCAAUUGAAUUUAUUAGUUUAUUGAUUAGUAAAUUUGGAGAUAGAGUUGUAUUUACCAUUGAUGAUAGAGAAGCACAUGGAAAGGAUUUCAGUUACCAUCCACCUGAAAACCCCGAUGCUGUCAUUUACCCAACAUCACAAGAAGAGGUGCAAUUGAUUGCUCGAUUGUGUGCAGACUAUAACAUCCCAAUCAUUCCAUUUGGUUCAGGAACCAGUUUGGAAGGUCAUAUCCUUGCCACCAAUGGUGGUGUUUGUGUCGAUUUCAAAUUGAUGAAGUCGGUCAUCAAGGUACGUCCCGAGGACAUGGACGUUACCGUGCAACCAGGUAUCAGUUACGACGAACUCAAUGAACAUCUUAAACCAUUUGGUUUCUUUUUCCCAAUGGACCCUGGACCCGGUGCAUCAAUUGGUGGUAUGGUUGGCACCAGUUGCUCGGGUACACACGCAAUGCGAUACGGUACCAUGAAGGAGAAUGUAGUCUCUCUCAAGGUUGUCUUGCCCAAUGGCAAGUUGGUCACCACCAAAUCACGUGCUAAAAAGUCGUCAGCUGGUUACGAUCUCACUCAUCUAUUCAUUGGUGCCGAGGGCACACUCGGUAUUGUCACCGAGGUCACUGUCAAGUUGCAACCCAUCCCUCAAAAGGUGGCCGUUGCUCAUGCCACCUUUGAAAAUAUUGGUGAUGCCUGUAACUCGGUCAUCAAGACAAUGCAGUCGGGUGUCCAAAUCGGACGUGCUGAAUUACUUGACGACGUCAUGAUGAAGGCCGUCAACUUGAGCAGCUCUACCGACUAUCCCGUCAAAAACACCCUUCUCUUUGAAUUCUCUGGCUCACCACAACAGGUUCAAGACCAGAUUGCACACGUCGAGGUCAUUGCACGUGCAAACGGAGCCACUCAAUUCUCGUUUGCCACUGAAGAAGAGGAAAAGGAGAAACUCUGGUUUGCCCGCAAGGUCGCCCUCUGGAGUGCACCAUCGCUCAAGCCAGGCUCCGAGGUCAUUAUCACCGACGUCUGCGUCCCCAUUUCACGUCUAUCCGAUAUCAUUGAAGAAACCAAAGCGGAACUUUUAACCACAAGCAUCAUCGCACCGCUCGUCAGUCAUGCUGGCGAUGGUAACUUUCAUCUCUUUAUCCUUUUCAAUCCAAAUGAUCCAUUUGAAGUAAAGGAAGCUAAACAAAUUAGUGAUAAUCUUGUUGAACGUGCCAUUGGUAUGAAUGGUACUUGUACUGGUGAACAUGGUGUUGCUCUUGGUAAAAAGAAAUAUUUGGAAAAGGAAUUAGGUAAAGAAGCAGUUGAUUUAAUGAAACUUAUCAAGAAAACAAUUGAUCCAAAGAAUUUAAUGAAUCCAGGAAAGGUUGUUGAUGUUUAA